CAGGGUUGAGAAUGAGAAUGUGCGAGUCGUCCCCAGCGAUCGGGCGCGAGGAUAAUGUGUUUAGGUGCGAACCGCCACCGCCGCCACCACUCGAACGCGACGAUGACAACAACAUCCUUCCGCAAUAAUCGCCUCCAUCUCGGGCAGAAACAGAUCGCGUGAGAUCAAAUGGUGCAAGAAACGGACAAACGCGGUGAAAUUCCCAGAUCCCUUCUUCUUCUCCUCCUCCUAGGUCCAUGUGACUGAAGUCCACGGAAAUCUUCGAGAAGACAACAAAUGGAAACCGCUCCGAGAUGCGCAGUUGAUCGGUUCGGGGAGAUUUCAGGCAGAUCCUCUGCGAUGAUGUGAUAUUUAGAAAGAAAGAAAGCAGCAAACAGACAAAAGAAACAAUUAGAUGUUAUCGAAGAUGGGCAGUCUGCCUAAUUUACACGAGCUGGGAAAGGCGGAGGCGGCUAUAGAUCACGUUAAGAUUGGGCCGGCCGUGAGCAAUCCGCAUCAGCACAGCACUCUCACGCAGGACGAGAGGAAUAAAAUCCUGCACAGGCACAGCACCCACUGCAAAGCGAAAUACAAAGAGAGGACCUCGAAGAUUAUCUAUGACGACUUUAUGCUUGAGCAAAUGGCAACAUAUUCGCCAAUCUGCAAUAGAUCAACGCGUAAUUUAACGCACACCAUAAGACGAAGAGAUUCCAUGAACAGUUCGAUUGGGGCGAACAGCGUGAGGAGAUUGAUCGGCGUGGUGAGGAACACCAACAGCCGUCUGGGUCCUGUCUACAGUCGCAAAGUGCUCAUCCGCAACGUGAUCUUGAUCUGCGUGAGCCACGUACUGAUCACGGCGACCUUCCUGCCUUUCCUCGCGCUCCAGGGUAGCGUUUCGGUAUGGACGCAGCCGAUUCCGAACUCGGCCAUACCGGUAACCAUCAACCUGGGUUCUAUUCUGCUGACCAUCAUGCACGUCGCAGCUGCUGUCUCCAGCAUCUUAGCCCCAUCGCUCAUCCAAAAAUGGACCACGAACGUCAUCUUCGUGGUGGCUUAUUCGAUGUUGAGCCUAUUCCACGCAGCGCACUUCCAUCCUCUCCCCUACAUCAUCAUUCCCGUCUACCUGUUGUACGGCCUCUGCCUGGGUCCUCUGUCCGUCGCCAGGGUCAGCUUUCUAAUGACAAUCUCAACCAAGUUGAACUACAUGUACGGGGAGGAAGACGAGGAGACGAAGAUCAUACGGAGGACGUGCAUCAUUAGAAGAGUGGCGCGCGGUUUUCAGGCCGCUCACGAUUUCGGAUUGAUAUUCGGUUCAAUCCUUACCGCCGCCCUCAUCACAAUCACCAUCAAUUUGAAUACGCAAACCAUGCAGCUGCAAAUAGCGACUAAUACGACGUCUAACAGCACCGAUUGUUCGGACCAGUCCACUUGCGAUGCGAAUACCACCUCCAUGAACUUCUACGAGUACAACUCUUUCCUGGAUGACAUCUUCGACGUGGAUGAGAUGGGGGAUCGGCUGUGCGGAGCGCAGGCUUGUCCGUCUAGUUAUCAGCUACGCGGAGAGUUUAAAGUACUGCCCGAAGUCACCACCGUCGCCUUGGUUGGUCUCUACGUGGGCAUCUGCCUGGUGUCCAUAGUCAUCGUCGUGUUCUUUGUGGAUAAGAUUAAGUUGUACGUGUAUCAGGACCCUCUAGAGAGGAGUCCCGGGUUUGCAGCCUUCCGUGGAGUCAAAGAAUCCUUCAAGGAUUCAAGACUGCAGAUGGCCGCGCCUCUGGCCUUCUUCAUAGGACUGGAACAAGCUUUCAUGUACGCCGAUUUCAGCAAGUCAUACGUGGUGUGCACAUUGGGAAUUCAUCGACUGAACCUGGUUUUCCUGUGCAUGGGACUGCUUCAAUCCAUAGCCGCGUGCACGCUGAGUAUGCUCCUCAGAAGCAUCCGCCGAUAUUAUGUUAUAGCCGUCGGAUUUACUUUUCACGCUUGCCUGAUGAUGGUGCAAAUGCUAUGGAAACCAAUCGGCGACGAUCCCGCCUUGUUCUACGUCAUUUCCGCUGCCUGGGGCGUCUGCAACGCCGUUUGGGAGAUGAUGAACUUCACUCUGCUGACUGGUCUGUUUCCCGAUAACUGGGAGCCCGCCUUCGCCAACAGUUUCUUCUUCAGAUUCCUCGGUCUCGGUAUAGCCUUCGGCAGUCACGGAUUGAUCUGCAAUUGGUUGAAGCUGUACUUCCUCGGAAGCGCGAUGCUGGUGGCCGUCGUACCGUUCGCCUGGCUGGAAAUGCGUCUGGAGAAUAUGCGACGCGUGAAGAACGUCAGCCGUUUAUGACCGGCCCUCAGAGUUUGGUGAUACGCCCUUCUUCAUCUUCCGUGGAAAAGAAAACUGCCCAACUAAAUUGGAAUUGCAUAUUACAUCUUCCGUUUGCGGAAAACGAAAAAAAAAAUAUUAACUGACUACAGACAACAAAACGAAAUAUUUAACGCCCACCUAUUUCUAUUCAAAGAACAAAUUUGAAACGCCGAAGUUUUUGCAAGUAAAACAUAUCAACGUUAUCUACAUUAUGUAAUAUGCAAUUAUUGUAUGUAACUAUUUGGAUAGGCGAGUUUCAUCGCAGUCUCGUGCAUUCACCUCCUGUUGCGACGAUGGAACCGGCAGCAAUUUCGCUCAAAAACCGAACGAUUUCGUGAUACGAAAUACAUUUUUAACACUCAUCAUGAUAUUGGUUAGUCGCAAUAAUUGUCUAUUGAAGAUGCUCAAUUUUUUUUCUAAAACCAAAGAGCAAAUAACUAGUUGAUUGUUGAAUUAUUAUUAGUUAGAAGUUAAGCAACUUUUCUUUUAUAAUAUUUCGUGGAACGCUUGCAUCUCUCGAUGAUUAUAAUUAGGCAAAAAAAAGAUAUAACUGCUCAUUUUCGUUGAACCUCCCGUCAUUCAGUACAAUAUAAGAGACCAUUGCUGAAUAAUAAAAAAAAAAAUGUUGUGAUUUUAUAUGAAAAAGAAAAAAGAAGAGAUGUAGUCUGUAGACCACAUAUUGCCUUAUGGAUUGGUGAAGAGAUGCAAGUUGAUGACGAAAGAAAGCAAUCGUAAAUGUUUAAUAAUCGACCUUUUAUUUUCGUUAUAUAUUGUUUUGAUCAAUUGGUGAACUUUUAAAUGUUUAGAAGGUAAUAAGUACUCACGAGAGAAUAAUCUGCGUGCCAAAGAAAACAAAAAGCAUAUAUUUGUUGAUACCUGUACAUAAAAAAAAACAGUUGCUCUGAUCUUUAAUGUCGUUUCAAAACGCUGGUGUUUCUAUAACGCCCCGGCAAUUUUAUGAUAUACGAAUCAAACGGUUUUCUACAAAGAAACGACAUUAAUCUGCUUCAUCAACUUUAAAUUAAAUGAGAGAGGACAUUCCUUCGUUAUCUUUGUCAAUUGUGUAUAUGUAAAUAAGUAUUAUGGUAUAAAAAGCGCAACUCAGAGAACAUACAUUAUUAUUAUUAUAAUAUAUAUACAAGAAAAUAUGAGAGAAAAAGAAAACAAACAACUAUUAGCUAGACUGUGAUUUUGUAAAUA
This is a messenger RNA of Nicrophorus vespilloides, 3520 nucleotides long. RefSeq names its product UNC93-like protein. The coding region runs from base 395 to 2299 and encodes 634 amino acids. Gene Ontology annotation, biological process: regulation of muscle contraction; regulation of potassium ion transport. NCBI's taxonomy places the organism in Eukaryota, Metazoa, Arthropoda, Insecta, Coleoptera, Silphidae. The record is from RefSeq and is a predicted model, not a curated record. Gene Ontology annotation, molecular function: potassium channel regulator activity. Gene Ontology annotation, cellular component: plasma membrane; striated muscle dense body. The transcript has 6 exons.